Molecule: messenger RNA, 3065 nt
Organism: Eubalaena glacialis (North Atlantic right whale)
Lineage: Eukaryota; Metazoa; Chordata; Mammalia; Artiodactyla; Balaenidae
Gene: ZBTB44
Product: zinc finger and BTB domain containing 44
Exons: 6
Coding region: 139-1989 (616 amino acids)
Biological process (GO): positive regulation of gene expression; regulation of transcription by RNA polymerase II
Molecular function (GO): protein binding; RNA polymerase II cis-regulatory region sequence-specific DNA binding; DNA-binding transcription factor activity, RNA polymerase II-specific
Source: RefSeq, a predicted model, not a curated record
CCCCUCGCCGCCUCAGCCUGGCGGGGAGGAGGAGGAGGAGGAGGAGCAGCAGGCCUCCGGGCCCUGGCACCGCCGCCCGCAGGACAUUUCUGAUUCAUUUGCAUCCUUGAAGAGCAUCGGUAGAAGAGGAAGGAAAAGAUGGGUGUGAAAACAUUUACUCAUAGCUCCUCUUCCCACAGCCAGGAAAUGCUUGGAAAGCUAAAUAUGCUUCGAAAUGAUGGACAUUUUUGUGAUAUCACUAUUCGUGUCCAGGACAAAAUCUUCCGGGCACAUAAGGUGGUACUAGCAGCUUGCAGUGAUUUCUUUCGCACCAAACUUGUAGGCCAAGCAGAGGAUGAGAACAAGAAUGUAUUGGAUUUGCAUCAUGUUACAGUGACUGGCUUUAUACCCCUUUUAGAAUAUGCUUACACAGCCACUCUGUCAAUUAACACAGAAAAUAUCAUUGAUGUUCUAGCUGCAGCCAGCUAUAUGCAAAUGUUCAGUGUUGCUAGCACCUGCUCAGAGUUCAUGAAAUCAAGCAUUUUAUGGAAUACACCCAACAGCCAACCAGAAAAGGGUCUAGAUGCUGGACAAGAAAAUAACUCUAACUGCAAUUUUACGUCUCGAGAUGGAAGCAUUUCUCCAGUGUCUUCAGAGUGCAGUGUGGUAGAAAGAGCCAUUCCUGUUUGCCGAGAGUCGAGGAGAAAGCGCAAAAGCUACAUUGUUAUGUCUCCUGAAAGUCCUGUAAAGUGUAGCACACAAACAAGUUCUCCACAGGUAUUGAAUUCUUCAGCUUCCUACUCAGAAAAUAGAAAUCAACCAGUUGACUCUUCUCUAGCUUUUCCCUGGACUUUUCCUUUUGGAAUUGAUCGAAGGAUUCAGCCUGAUAAGCUUAAGCAAGCAGAAAAUACCCGGACUUUAGAAUUACCUGGCCCAUCUGAGACAGGUAGAAGAAUGGCUGAUUAUGUGACUUGUGAGAGCACAAAAACUACCUUACCUCUGGGUACCGAGGAAGAUGUCCGGGUCAAAGUAGAAAGGUUAAGUGAUGAGGAGGUCCAUGAGGAAGUAUCCCAGCCUGUCAGUGCAUCUCAGAGUUCACUGAGUGAUCAGCAGACAGUGCCAGGAAGUGAACAAGUCCAAGAGGACCUUCUGAUUAGUCCACAGUCUUCCUCUAUAGGUUCAGUAGAUGAAGGCGUCACUGAAGGGUUACCUACACUUCAGAGCACUUCCAGCACCAGUGCUCACGCAGAUGAUGAUGAUCGAUUGGAAAAUGUUCAGUAUCCCUACCAACUCUACAUUGCUCCUUCCACCAGCAGCACAGAACGGCCAAGUCCAAAUGGUCCCGAUAGACCUUUUCAGUGUCCAACAUGCGGGGUGCGAUUCACCCGUAUUCAGAACCUGAAACAGCACAUGCUCAUCCACUCAGGAAUUAAACCAUUUCAGUGUGACCGAUGUGGGAAAAAGUUCACCAGGGCUUACUCGCUAAAGAUGCAUCGCCUAAAGCAUGAAGGUAAACGCUGUUUCCGGUGCCAGAUAUGUAGUGCCACUUUCACUUCCUUCGGGGAAUAUAAACACCACAUGAGGGUUUCCCGGCACAUUAUCCGCAAGCCUCGGAUUUACGAGUGCAAAACAUGUGGCGCCAUGUUCACCAACUCUGGAAAUUUAAUCGUGCACCUGAGGAGUCUGAACCAUGAAGCGUCAGAGCUAGCAAACUACUUCCAGAGCAGUGAUUUCCUAGUACCGGACUACUUAAACCAGGAGCAAGAAGAGACCCUUGUUCAAUAUGAUCUUGGAGAACACAGUUUUGAAAACAACUCCUCUGUUCAGAUGCCUGUAAUUUCACAGGUCUCCUCGACCCAGAAUUGUGAAAGCACUUUUCCCUUGGGGUCUCUUGGUGGGCUGACAGAAAAAGAGGAGGAAAUGCCAGGGCAGCCAAAGACCAGUGCUUGUGCCGAGGCAACCAGAGAGGACCCCCCAAAAUCAGAGCUGUCUUCUGUAACUAUUGAGUAAUUUCAUGGUUUGGCUUCAUUUUUGAUUUUUGGAAAGUGCCUGUGCUUGGUCUUGUACAUUUGAAUUUAAUUUAACUUUUUAAGCAAAAAAGCGUUUGGGAAAGAAUUUCCCUUUUUACUUUGUAAGUUCUGCAACUGAUGUUUUAUCUUUCAUGACUGAGAGAUUGCUUCUGUAAGUGCACAAUAACAUGGUGUUGAAAUAUAAUAGAAACCUUGAGACUUAAGGAGAACCAGUUGACUUAAAACUUGUAUCAGUUUCCUCUUCCAUUAUCAGGAGUAGGCUAACAACAGAUCAUUAGGUCAAGAAGAAAUCAGAUGAUUAUUGACCUUCCUGAAAUGAAAGCGUACACCAGAAACAUAUUACUGAACGAAUCUGGCAAAUGGCCUGAAUAGAUGUUUACUCCUAUACACAGGAUAUUGUACAGUCUUUUGUAAAGCCUGUUGUUUUUGGAAGUAUUUAUGGUGAGCUUUCUUAAAAAUUAUUAGGGUAUAUACUUCUGAAAUCCCACGUGUUUUGUUUUGUUUUUUUAAGCUUUGUCACUAUAAUUUUUCAUGGUGAAAAUUUGGUAUUGGGAUAGGUAUUCCCUGUACCUUUAUAGUACCUCUCCUCCAAAUAAUCUUUCUUCUGUGAAAGAAGGCGAAGAACCACGGUUAAGGAUAGUCAACUUGUGCAUGAAAUGACCAGGAACAGAGAAUAUAGUAUGCGAAUCUCGGCUUUAUAGGAACUCUUUCAUACUGCUUUUCUGGAUAAAAUUAUUGUUUACCUGGUCUUUGAAUGUUAAUGCCUGGCUAAUUGGGUCGUAGCCUAAAUCAGUUUUCUCUUGCCUAUACUUGGCAUGAUCCCAUGAAAAGGAGAUAUACUGGAGAUGUUCUAUAUUUUAUACAUAGGUUUGUGUAUUGUUGAGGAUGUUUUUAUUCUGCUGUUUUGGACAAAAUAAAGAAUUCUCUGUUAAGGCUAUAUUCUUAACCCAACUGCGAUUGUUUACAAAAUACCCAUAUGACAGUGAUAAAUUGUCCUUAUUCCAAAAUAGUUUAAGACAUUGCCAAAUGUCAUAUUAAAAGCAGUUAGGAUAGUUU